CGGUACAAUUUCAACGCACCAUAAAACUCAAAUCAAAGCCCAAUCACAGCAAGGAAUUCAAUUCAAUCGAAGAACAAGUUGAGUCAGCAAUGGAGAAGUCAUAUUCCAAGUUGAUCAUCUGCUUCGCCGGUUACCUCCUCCUCGCCUUUUCUCUCCUCCCGGCGCCGGCCCACGCGCUAAUGCCGUACACUCGCUCGCCGCUCCUGGAUCUGGUCUUCCCGUCGGAGGAUCCGUUCAGGAUCCUCGAACACAGCCCGCUCACGAUCCCCAAAGCGGCGGAGUCUCUGGCGCUGGCACGUGCGGACUGGAAGGAGACGGGGAAGGAGCACGUGAUCUCGCUGGACGUGCCGGGGAUGAAGAGAGAGGACGUGAAGAUCGAGGUGGAGGAGAACCGGGUGCUCCGGAUCAGCGGCGAGCGGAAAGCGGAGGAGGAGGAGGUCGGGGGGGAGAAGUGGCACCGGGCCGAACGGGCUGCGGGUAGGUUCUGGCGCCAGUUCAGGCUGCCCGGAAACGCGGACCUGGAACAAAUUGAGGCGCGUUUGGAGGACGGAGUGUUGAAGAUCACGGUUCCCAAGGUGGCGGAGGAGAAGAAGAAGCAGGCCAAGGUCAUCGACAUUGCCGGAGAUUCCGCCGCCUCCGGCGGGGAUAUAAAAGCCACCAAAGCUGAACUGUGAAGCCGCAUUAUAAUUUUUUUCCUCUUGUGAAUUUGCGUUGCCGGUAUUUUCCUUUUUCUUAAUGGUUUUGUUUGGUACGGAGAGUCGGAGAUGAUGACGACGAUGGUAGCCAGUUGCCACACAAAUCCGAAAUUCCGUACGUUGUGAUUAUUCAUGUUCAAAAAAAGUUGAGUUGUAUGAAUAAAGAAUAUUUCCUUCU
Molecule: messenger RNA, 873 nt
Organism: Cuscuta campestris
Lineage: Eukaryota; Viridiplantae; Streptophyta; Magnoliopsida; Solanales; Convolvulaceae
Source: the annotation of a GenBank genome assembly